AUGAGCGAAGUAUCUCAGUGCGGGGCCUGUGGCACUCUCACUAUGAUGUCAUACUGCCCGAAAUGUGAUCAUCCAACGCACUUGUACGCACCGCAGCUCCAACAGGGGCAUUUAUCGAACAAUUCAUCCUUUUUGAAACAAGGAUUAUCAGGGCAACAAUCACAAAACGAUACGCCUAAGAAAAAUCACGUCCUACACAGCAGCUCUGUGGGGAUACACAUUAUCCCCAAAUACGAUGAUGAGCAUGAGGAUACCUCAAAGAAGGCGUUAACGCUUGAAGAACUUGAAAAACUUUACCGCGACAACAAUAAUAGCCGACGCGAUGUACUAAUUGCAGCUCAACAAGAUGAAAUCAACACGUUAAGAAAAGAACGUGAUGAGCUCUUUUACGAAAAAGAGACGUUGGAAAAGCAAAUUGAUGAACUUCACCAACAGUUUCAAACAGGGAGGAAGCAAGUGCUAAAAUCUGAUAAUGAGUUUCUACAUUCGGAGGAAAACAAUGAAAUGGGAAAAGCUCAACAGGAUCUUCUUGCAGAGCUAAAAGAAGAAAUAAAUGACUCAAAAGAACAGAUUGAAUCACUGGCACAACGCUUAAAAGAAGCCAAUAAUGACAUCAUUGCUUCAAAGCACCAAGAACGAAUGGUAAAAGAGAUCUUUGAAGAAGGAAAACAAGAGAUUGAACGUCUUCAGAAAGAAAAUAAUCAACUAACAGAAAAUCUUAAUGAUAUUCAACAAAUCCUGCAGCUAGCAAAACAGGCCAAAGAAAAGGCAGAAGACGAAAACAAUAAACUUCUGCAGGAAAAUCUCAGUAAUGAAAAAAAGGCACAACAAUUACAGCAACAAUACAAUGAACUCUUACAAGCUAUGAAUAACUACCAACAAAAUGAAAUUAAUAGUGUCAGACAUAUCGAAGACAUAAAAGAACAAAAUGAGAGACUUCUGCAAGAAAGCAAAGCACAAAGCGAAUCCCUACGUCAGCUAGAGAAUGAAAACCAGGGACUACAGGCAGAGAUUGGUGAGCUAAAGAAUGAAAACCAAAAACUUCAGGAAGAAAAGGGCGAGCUACAGAAGGAACUCCAAGCAGAGAAUGGUCAGCUACAGCAGGAAAACCAGGGACUGCAGGCAGAGAAUGGUGAGCUAAAGAAUGAAAACCAGGGACUGCAGGCAGAGAAUGGUGAGCUGAAGAAGGAAAACCAAAAACUUCAGGAAGAGAAUGGUGAGCUGAAGAAGGAAAACCAAAAACUUCAGGAAGAAAAGGGCGAGCUACAGAAGGAACUCCAAACAGACAAUGGUCAGCUACAGCAGGAAAACCAGGGACUGCAGGCAGAUAUUGGUGAGCUAAAGAAAGAUGUCCAGAAGAUUCAGGAAGAGAAUGACGAGCUAAAUACGGAACUGCAUAAACUUCAGGCAGAGAAUGUUGAGCAGCAGAAAGGAAACCUGAAGCUUCAGAAAGAAAAUGUUGAGCUAAAGAAGGAAAACCUGAAGCUUCAGAACGAAGACAGAGAGCGGAAGAAGGAAAACCUAAAGCUUCAAAAAGAAAAUGCUGAGCUAAACAAGAAUACGCAGAAGCUCCAAAGAGAAAACGUUGAGCUGAAGCAGGAUAUACCAAAGGUUCAAAAAGAAAAUGGGGAGCUAAAGAAGGAAAACCAGAAACUUCAGAAGGAAAUUGGUCAGGUACAGAAUGACAUGAAGAAGUUUCAGGCAGAG
Molecule: messenger RNA, 1707 nt
Organism: Trypanosoma theileri
Lineage: Eukaryota; Euglenozoa; Kinetoplastea; Trypanosomatida; Trypanosomatidae
Product: rhoptry protein
Exons: 1
Source: RefSeq, a predicted model, not a curated record